This is a messenger RNA of Theobroma cacao (cacao), 1369 nucleotides long. Its product is annotated as ninja-family protein AFP3-like. Gene Ontology annotation, biological process: signal transduction; negative regulation of DNA-templated transcription; response to abscisic acid. The record is from RefSeq and is a predicted model, not a curated record. Lineage: Eukaryota; Viridiplantae; Streptophyta; Magnoliopsida; Malvales; Malvaceae. Gene Ontology annotation, cellular component: nucleus.
UCUUUUCUCUUUUUCCUUUUUUUCUCUGGUUUUUGGAAUGAAAGAGAAAAAUGGGAACUCUGAGGUUUGUGUGGGGGUUAAGAUUAUAUCGUUAUAAUUUCAUGUUUUAUAGAAUUUAAUCAAAUCGUCUUUGAUUUUCUUUUUCAAAUUUGGUUUGUUCUGAAUGGCAAAAGCUGUGGAAAUUGGAAAGAAAGAAACCCAACAAAACAUUUCCAUGCAACUGGCCAAUCUUCCAAGAGAUCUACUUCAAAGGUUCAUGUUGUCAAGCAACCGUUUUUCUCACAAAAGUCAUGUAGAAGAAGAAAAUGGUGAAGAAGAAGAAGAGAUUGAGUUGAGCUUGGGGCUUUCGUUGAAUGGUCGUUUUGGGGUCGACCCUAGUGCUAAAAAACUCACCAGAUCAUCUUCAAUACCAGAUUUCAUCAACAACUCAACAAGAAAAGACACUAAUGAGUCUUCUUCUUCUAUGUUCCCCAUGGCUUGUGGUUCCCUUGCGAGGACAUGUUCCUUGCCUACGGAGACACAGGAAGAGUGGAGGAAGAGGAAGGAACUGCAAAGUCUAAGGAGAAUGGAAGCUAAAAGAAAGAGAUCAGAGAAACAGAAGAAUUUGAAAGCUGCAAGGGAUAGGAAUAGAGGUGGUUUUGGCGAAGAGAAUUGUGCAGAAGAUAAGAGAGAAGAGGCUGGUAAUGGAGCUAGUUGGGUGAAUGGUGGUAGAGGACCUUGUGAAGGAGUAGCUGCUUCACAGGGUUCAAUCGGAUCCCAAGGAAGUGGUUCCUCGGGGAUAUCAGAACUUGAUAGCCAAUCAGCUCAAGGAACUAACAAAUGCGCUGAAGCAAGAAGCCCUGCUAGUGAGCAAUCUGCAGUAGAAACUGAGCAGAAACCAAUGAUCAUCCCUGGAAGAAUCUUGAGUGAGAAAUCAGAGAAGUUAGCUGGAGUUGCGACAGAGAAUAAGCCAAGUCAACCAGCAGUAGCGGAAAAGAGGUUUAAGGAAGUGGUGAGGAACAUUUUGGAGGAUAUGCCUUGUGUGUCAACAACAGGAGAUGGCCCCAAUGGGAAAAGAAUAGAAGGCUUUCUUUACAGAUAUAGGAAGGGUGAGGAGGUGAGAAUAGUGUGCGUUUGCCAUGGCAGCUUCCUCUCCCCAGCCGAGUUUGUGAAGCAUGCUGGUGGCGGUGAUGUAGCACACCCACUAAAGCAUAUAGUUGUUAACCCUUCUUUCCUUUUCUAAUGCAAAUCCAUGAAAAGGAGGAAUGCAGAGAAAAGGUUAACGAAUUUUCAGCUUUAUUAAUUUCAGAAUCUCUUUUCUUUUAUUCUGGACUAGGCUAUUAUUGACGUUUUAAGUAAAUGAAGCUUCGCUUUGGAAAAUUAAGAUGGA